AUGUCUCCCACCAAGCCGCAGCACAUCAGCGGCGAGUUCGUGAUCACCGACGACGACAACGGUGAUUCACACUUCCCUUUCCACCCUCUUCGUUCCCAAGCCAUCACCACCAUGAGCGAACGCAUCGAGGUUCAAGUUCGAACCCGGCUCCGAGCCGGCUCUCAAGCACCUCGAGGCUCUCAUGGGCAGAUUCCGGGAGCACGAGAAGGCUCUGGGACGAGUCCAUGA
Messenger RNA from Podospora pseudopauciseta, 228 nucleotides. RefSeq lists its product as uncharacterized. The record is from RefSeq and is a predicted model, not a curated record. Bases 1 to 228 code for a protein of 75 amino acids. NCBI's taxonomy places the organism in Eukaryota, Fungi, Ascomycota, Sordariomycetes, Sordariales, Podosporaceae. The transcript is spliced from 2 exons.